AUGAAACUCACGAAAGAGGAGAGGGAGCAAAUGCAACUGAGCGGUGGUGGAGCAGCACCGCCCUCCACACAGGAUAAAAAUGAUAGUAGAAAUUAUUGCACCAGCCAACAACAAGAACUCGAAACGGCAUGCUGGCUAGACUUUCUGGAGGCGGACGUACGAGGGGAGGUGACGCUGCAUACGCCGCCGGAACUACAACAGUCCUCACAGAAGCAAGAUCAAAGCACAAGUUGUGGUGCUUCUACAUCGUCAUCAACUUCUUCACGACAGAAGUCCCGCCUUGCGUUUGAGUGGAUGAUGUCGAUAGGGUACAAGAUCUCGUGUCCCUGUUAUCACAGGAAAAAAUGUUUACGGGUACUUAACGCUAAUACGGAAUUUGUGAUGCGGCAAUGCAUCACAAAAAGUACCCAAAUUUGUCAUGCAUAGCAUGCAUACUAGGCGAGAUGUGUGAGGCAUGGCUGCAAUCUGUGAAUAAAACCGUAAACGUUAAGGCUUUUUCUUGUGAUACCUGUUACGGUGGCUUUAUCGACGUUGCGGGCAGUUUCAGUGUCGUGGAUUUUUGCUCGGAGUAUUACUACGAUGGGGAUUACGAGAUGAAAAGAAUGGAGGAUUUGGUCGCAGAGGAGAAAAUGCAGCUUCUGAACGAGAGCAAAUCAACAAAGUCUUCUCCCGACGAGCAGCAAGAAGAUGAAGAGCGCAAGAUGACGAGUAUCGCUGUGGACAGGAGUGCGCUUGCGGAAAAGAACUUGAAGAAGUCGAACGGCCCGCAGGUCACCUGCUUCGUGGACGAGGGAUCGAUUCAGGAGUGGAAGGGCUACUUUCCCCCCGGCAUGUUCGUGAAAAUGCACAAGCGGCUGGUGGGGUUGCUGCAAACGCAGGGCAUUUACAUGGUCCGCGAGAUGCUCGUACACGACUGGAUCGAGGCCGUGCGGGACCGAUAUGAGGUGGAUAUUUAGAACUUACAGAUGACAAGGUUAAGGAUAAGGUGUGUGAUUGUGGAAAUAUUAACUUAGUGUUUAGUAGAAGUUUGUUGAAGUAGUAGAAAGAAAGUUUGGAGAUCAACAGAAAGUUUCUAGUAGAAAGAAAGUUUCCUGCCAUGGAGAUGAACAAAGCGACGCACUUGCACUUCCGCUGGAUGCUAGCUGGGGCUAGGUCGUUUCAAGUGGAAAACUUCCUUGGUCUCGUGCGCGCAAACUUUCCGCGGGACAUGCAGCUGCCACUCUGGUGGAAGGCGACGUACUCGAGGCAGGAAUGGGAAAUCAAUCCGUUUUUGAGCUGGAAUGGAACAAUCGGUUUUUGGGCGAAGGCGAUGCUGGAGGGUGCGGAAAAAGGCAAGUGUGUAUACGUCGUGGAAGUGGAUUAACUAAAUAAAGUAUACUCUUAGUUACUCGUGCACCACGUCCAUGCUGAUAGAUACAGCACUAGUACACGCUCGAAGUAUUUUAUGCGCAAACUACGCAGUCCCAUCCAGUAGAUCUAAAUGUAGAAACGAAGUAUACGAACGAAUAAUUAUACCGCGUCGACUCUAAAGUUAAAGAUCGGAUUCUGUCGUCAAAUUUCUAGCUUGUUUCCAAAUAAGAAUUAAGGCUAGCAUUAGACCACGUUGCGCUUCUUUAUCAACUGGAUACAUCAGAACAGAAAGCUGUAUCAUUCUGGGGAACUUCAAAAAUCAAUAUUUUAGCAUGAAGUAUCUUGUUUAACAUUGACUUUGUGGUUGCGCGUUGAGAAAAAAGUUUACGACUUGUUGCACAACACUUCAAGAUGAAGCGUCGCUGUCUGGAGGCCCGACCAAGUAGGGACACCAGAGUGGAACUACGUUGUUUGUUUAUCAUACCUGAAAAGAACGACAGCACCUUCAUCACACGGGCGAAGGCGGUUAAAAAUAACAUUGUAUGGCUCUACGAAAUUAAUACGUCCCCUUCAACUGACUAGAAAAAAUGAAUGUAUGAUUUAGAUUUGAUUUUUUGAUUUGAUGCUGUAGCUCCCCGAAGCGAAAGAGCUAGCAGUGCCAGCACACUCAGAUUUUCCUUAUCACGCUUGAAGAAGCAAAUUAUAGAGAGGAAGAAGACCACGACUGCAGAUCACCGGCAUAUCUUAUGCAUGAAUCGACGUAGCGAGUAUCUCUAUCUUCUCUUUUCAUGAUCAGAAAGCGAAAAAUUUUCUACACCUUGCAGCAACUGAAGGAGAAGGGCGUCCUUGAGGCAGUGCUUCCUUGCAGUAGCUCAAAGAAGAUAAAUUCGACUUUGAGCUCAACUGAACUGCAAGAGCGGGGGGCACUUAAGAACUUAUGCCUUUGACAUUCAAAAUUGUUAGAAACUAGUGACAAUGAGAAUGAUACGUGACAGUGACAACUGACACACCUACUCUCAAA
Molecule: messenger RNA, 2371 nt
Organism: Amoebophrya sp. A120
Lineage: Eukaryota; Dinophyceae; Syndiniales; Amoebophryaceae
Source: the annotation of a GenBank genome assembly